Molecule: messenger RNA, 2090 nt
Organism: Mirounga angustirostris (Northern elephant seal)
Lineage: Eukaryota; Metazoa; Chordata; Mammalia; Carnivora; Phocidae
Gene: PLA2G12B
Product: phospholipase A2 group XIIB
Exons: 4
Coding region: 143-730 (195 amino acids)
Biological process (GO): phospholipid metabolic process; arachidonate secretion; triglyceride homeostasis
Cellular component (GO): extracellular region
Molecular function (GO): calcium ion binding; A2-type glycerophospholipase activity
Source: RefSeq, a predicted model, not a curated record
CUGGGGGAACACACCGACUGAGUGUUCCAGAUAAUCCCCUUUCCAGUCCUGCUUGACAUCUGGCCAGCAGGCUGUGGGCCUGGACUUCCUGGGACACUGGCUGGGGUUUGAGGAAGGACCUCAGUACCUACCUGGCUUCAGGAUGAAGCUGGCCACCGGCUUCUUGAUCUUGUGGCUUAGCCUGGGAGGUGGCCUGGCUCAGAGUGACACGAGCCCUGAGGCUGAGGAGUCCUAUUCAGACUGGGGCCUUCGGCACAUCAGGGGCAGCUUUGAAUCUGUCAACAGCUACUUCGAUUCCUUUCUGGAGCUGCUGGGAGGGAAAAAUGGAGUCUGUCAGUACAGAUGCCGAUAUGGAAAGGCACCCAUGCCCAGACCUGGCUACAAGCCUCAGGAGCCCAACGGCUGCAGCUCCUAUUUCCUGGGUCUUAAGGUACCAGAAAGUAUGGACUUGGGCAUUCCAGCAAUGACCAAGUGCUGCAACCAGCUGGACGUCUGUUAUGAUACUUGCGGUGCCAAUAAGUAUCGUUGUGACGCGAAAUUCCGAUGGUGUCUCCACUCUAUCUGUUCUGACCUGAAGCGGAGUCUGGGCUUUGUCUCCAACGUGGAAGUAGCCUGUGAUUCUCUGGCUGAUACUGUGUUCAAUACUGUAUGGACCUUGGGCUGCCGACCUUUUAUGAAUAGCCAACGGGCAGCCUGCAUCUGUGCGGAAGAGGAGAAGGCAGAGUUAUGAGAAAGAGGUGAUCCCUUCCUGGUUUUGAGUGACGCCGUGGCUGUCAGUCUCUGAGAUGGUAGUGUGGCAGAGUGAGCAAUCUCAUCCUUGCUUCCAGAAGUUUGGAUACCACAAAGCAAGAGAAAGAAAGCCUUGUUCUACAGCUGAGAAGUGAGUCCUGUCCUUUGAGGAGAAUUGGAAAGAAGCCAUGGAGUGAUUUGAAGACUACUCUUCAUUUGACAAUGGUCUCCCCAACCAAGACAUAUUUGCCUGGCAAUUCAGUUCUUAGUUUAAAGACUAAAAUAAAGACUAAAAUACUGGGAUUCCUGGACUUGGUAAUUAUAUUCAUAAGUGAAGUUUUGCAGAGUCCAACCAUGUGGGAGGCAAGGACUUUCCUCUGGUCCAUGUUUCAGUUGCCAGUAAGCAUCUCACAUUUAAUAAAUUGUACUUUUUAGAAAAGAGAUGAAUGAAUUCCAUUAUCACCAAUGUGCUUCCAUUUCACUUAGAAGAGAACAGAACCCUUCCUGGUAAGUUCCCCCAAUGAUAACCAUCAUUCCCACUGGUGCUGGAGAGAUGAGAACAGGUGGGCAAAGUCAGAGACUUACCUGGUUAAGGCCAAUGAAGGUGAGGUCAGAUGGAGUUAGGUCUCUGAGGUUCAAUUCUUUCCUCAAUGAACUAUUUCUGUUGAUAUUCCCAAUUCCUAAGUGGUGUUAGUGUCAUGUUAAGAUCUGAGAAGCAUGUGGUAAAAAAUUGCCACUGAAGAUAGCUAGGAAAAGUCCCUGAAAUCUGAGGGGAUGCAAAUGGUCAAUCCCUAAACUAUGGUUCUCAACCCUGACUGCAGAUUAGAAUCACCAGAGGAGCAUUAAAAAACAAAGAAUCUCUGGGGGUGGUAUCUACCUAUUGGUGUUUUAUAAAUGCUCCCCACCUGAUUCUGAUGCACUGGGAAGGCUGAGGUCCACUAAGGUCAGGGAUUGGAAAAUGAAGCUCAAAUCAGGCCUGACAUCUGCUUCUGUGGAGUUUAACUGGACCACAACCAUGUUCUCAUUUGUUUAUGGCCAUUCCUGUGCUACAACCUCAGAGCUGAAUAGUUGUGACAGACUGUUUGGCCAGAAAGCCUAAAAUGUUUACCAUUUGGCCCUUGACAGAAAAAGUUGGCCAAUUGCUGACCUAGGUCAUUCUGUCUUUUUCCUUCCUUUUGUCAAUUUUCCUGGUUCCGUUAAGAAUUGUUGAUGAUAGCCAUUUCUAAGAAGAACAAGAAGAAAAACUGUUUCCUGAUCUUAUGUAAAGCCAUAAAAUUAAUUGGCAUAUUAAGAAAUUGGAUUUAAUUGCAUAUAAAAUUCAUCCCUGUGGUUUAUAUUUAUUUCAAUAAAAUUUAUUAAGC